Molecule: messenger RNA, 945 nt
Organism: Truncatella angustata
Lineage: Eukaryota; Fungi; Ascomycota; Sordariomycetes; Amphisphaeriales; Sporocadaceae
Exons: 1
Coding region: 1-945 (314 amino acids)
Source: RefSeq, a predicted model, not a curated record
AUGUCAAUUACGGUGAGUUUGAAUGAAUGUAGAUGCUCUGGGCUUGCCCUGACGUAUGAACGGGAGCCUAGUUUCUGCACUCUCCCCAGGGAGCUCAGAAACGAGAUUUAUACCUUGGCGGUCGUCAAAUAUGACGAUCAGCUCGACGAUGCCGUCGAACCCGGAAUUAUAACGCUAAAGGGAUCCCACGGGUAUCACUUCACUCGAGAUGUCGGAGUAUGCCUUCGACCUGUGCACACGCUCCGGCCACAUCCACUCUUGCAGGUCGACCGCCAGAUCAGGGCCAAGGCGAGUCCGAUAUUUUACGGCCAGAUCAACUUUGUUUUGGAGGUCCCUGGUCGGUGCUUGGAAUUUGCCGAGUGGGCGGCGUUGCGCAGAAUAUGCGCAGCUGUCGGCGCUCAUCUCAAGCAUCUGAGGCGGCUUGAGAUUAUGUUUGCGUACCCCGCGCAUACGGGCCAGGAUGACAAUUUGGCCGUGUCUGACAACUACAUUUUCGAUCCUACGUCGGUCACCUGUGUCAAGAUUGACGAGCUUGACAUGCUAAAGCAACGAGCCCGGAUAGAAUUCGCGAUCGACCGCGAUUUUAUGGGACAGACAGCGGACAGAUUGAGACAAGCUGAGCGUGGUAUGGCUCUUGCGAUUCUGCAGUUACGAGCAGAGCACCGCUGGCUCGAGUCGGUCUUUCCUACGUCGGGGAUGAUGUUUGCUGUAUUCGAGAUCCUCUACAAAGCUGGCCUACCCCGUGGCGAGCAGAUUAUUGUACUGCAUUCUGCACUGCGCCAAGGGGUGCGGUUUCGACCGCGUCAUCGAAAUCAGAACCAUCCUUUUUCUUAUCGAUCUGAACAAAUACAUCACCGAAGGAUGGUUGGUGGCAGACAUCGUGACACUGUAUUUCCUGCUUCGGUGGAUCAACUCUUUCGUUUGUGGCGUGAGAGUAAUGCCUGA